This is a messenger RNA of Cydia strobilella, 2189 nucleotides long. RefSeq names its product putative zinc finger protein 66. The record is from RefSeq and is a predicted model, not a curated record. Lineage: Eukaryota; Metazoa; Arthropoda; Insecta; Lepidoptera; Tortricidae. The transcript is spliced from 13 exons. Gene Ontology annotation, cellular component: nucleus. Gene Ontology annotation, molecular function: zinc ion binding. The coding region runs from base 114 to 2189 and encodes 691 amino acids.
GUAUUGUAUGCAGUCUAAUUAUCGUUUUAUUUCCUCUUUUGUAAAUGUUGGCUGCGAGAAAUAAGAAAACAAAUCUGUUCCUUGGAUUUAUUUAGCUUAUAUUAAGUAGAAAAAUGGAUAUGAUACAAGAUUUGUCCCGCAGCCAUGAGUCGUUAUUAUGCUGCCGCGCCUGUCUUGUCACCGACACGAGACUCUACAACAUCCAUGAAUAUAGACUCGCCGAAGCCUUUUAUCGCAUCUCAGGGGCUUUUGUGUACAAGGACGGGCCGCAGCACCUGUGCACCUUCUGCAGCGCGGCGUUGCUCCGCUGCGAGACCUUUCGCAGCAAGUGCGUCCGCGCCCAGCUGUGUCUCAACUCCAAGCAGCAUCAGGGAGAGCUGGACACAGACUACAUCCGCACGAUAGAUCGCGCAUCACACAAACUCCUCCCAAACUUGACUGUCAACCCGGUACAAACUAUCGAGUGCAUUGACGUCAAACCCCCUGAGGACAUCAAAAACGAACCCGAUAUCGACAUCACAGAUGACAGCAAGAAAACCGACUUCAAGAUAGAAGUCGAGGUCAAUGAGGACAAAUUGGAACAAGUGUUUGUUGUUACCGACAUAGAUGACAAUGAUACAAAUAAAAGAAAAAGGAAGGGUUCAAAGAAAAAGAUUAAAACUGAAAUAGAUGUAGAUUUUGAUGAUGGUGCGGACGAUGGUGUAGACAGUGUGGACAUUGAUGAUGAUAAUGAUGAUAUAAGCUUAGAAAAUAUAGCUAAAAGUCUGAAGAAAGGAAAAGUGAAAGCUAAAGCUAAAAAGGUAGUUAAGAAGAAAAAAGAUAAACCGGUGAAAGUUAAGCAAGUGAAAGAGAAGCCGGUGAAAGAGUUGAAGAUAAAGAGGAGGAAUCCAGCUAACGGUUAUUUGCCAGAAUUUGCGAUGGCCGCGUUUGAAAACAUGUAUUCGGUUCAUGUCGUCACUUUAAGCAAGGAAGAUCAACUGGAAGAGAUCGCAAUGCGAAAGGAGUCUGCCAACUACCAGGAGUCCGCGUUCCAGUGUGAAGACUGCGGGAAGGGCUUUGUGGCCGAGGAGGCCUACAACAACCACCGCACCAGGCACAGCCCGAGCGCAGGAAAUUUCCCCUGCGAAAUAUGUAAAGUGCGCUUUACGAAGCAAAGCAUACGGCACACGCACCAGGACAUGCACCGCCUCAAGUUUUUCUGCAAGGAGUGCAGCUUCGUCUCCAGAACCAGGCAUCAAGCGAAGCAGCACCACGAGAUGCAUGUGGGCAAGACUUUUGAGUGCCAACACUGCGGGAAGAGCUUCAGUAAAAGUUCGACGUACUUAUCACACGUGCGUCUGGCGCAUCCGGCGCUGAAUGUGGCAUGCGACGAGUGCGGGGAGACGUUCGUCGGACAGAUGGGACUCAAGAUGCACAAGAAACGGAUGCACGCCAAGAGUGUCAAACCGGAACAGUACAAGUGUGAGACCUGCUCAGCCACCUUCCUAAGUGUCUCGGCGCUGAACACACACACAGACACGGCCGGCGAGCACACAGACCUGCGGCCGUGCGAGCAGUGCGGCGAGAACUGUGCGAGCGAGGACGCGCUACACAAGCAUGUGGGCGAGAUGCAUCCCGCUGAGACACAUCGGUGUGAAGAGUGCAACGCCACGUUCGCGAGUGCAGCAGCGUACGACCUCCACCACCGACGCAAGCAUCUCAACCAGCGCUACAGCGACGCCGGCCGACAACGUAACACGACGCGCAAGAAAUACCCGCAAACACACAAGCAGGGCCAGUUCGUGUGCGAGACUUGCGGGAAACUCAUGCAGAACGCCACCGCGCUGAGAACGCACCAGCGCUCCCACCUGGAUAUAAAACCCUUCGCCUGCAACGAAUGCUCGAAGAGCUUCACUCUGAAGACAUCCUUGCAAUGGCACAUGCGGUCGCACACGGGGGAGAAGCCGUACCAGUGCCCCGAGUGCCCGCUCGCCUUCAGCCUGAAGGGAAACCUCGACCGCCACCACAAAACUGCACACCUGGGCAUGCGUCAAAGUGUCCCCUGCCCGAUCUGCGGCCGCAUCUUCACCACCAACUCGUGCGUCAGGGUUCACAUCAAGACCGUGCACCACGGCCAGCCGGGGCCCAAGCGGGACCGGCGCAAGCGCAACAAGUUCGGCAAGGAGUCGAUGUUAGAUAAUAAACAAUAA